AGUAUCUACACUGCAGUAUUUAGGAGAGGAACAAUUUCAUCCCAGACAUGGCCAGCAAAUUUGAAUCCAACAGGACAAAUAAUGAAGAGGUGCGGAUUGUGAUGUUGGGGAAGACUGGAAGUGGAAAGAGUGCUAGCGGAAACACCAUUCUGGGUACUAAAUCUUUUAAAUCAAUGCUAUAUCCCGAAUCUGUGACUGUAAAGUGUUCCAAAAGAAAAGCAACAGUGGAUGGACGUCACGUUGCUGUCAUUGACACCCCAGGGCUGAUUGAUACCACAGUUGAUCAAGAGGAAACAAAUAAAACUGUAUGCCAGUCCAUCUUAUAUGCUUCUCCAGGACCCCACAUCUUCUUGGUGGUCAUGAAACUGAACAGAUACACUGAUGAGGAAAAGCAGGCGGUGCAAACGAUUCAAAAACUCUUUGGCCCUGCAGCAGACAAAUACAGCAUGGUUCUCUUUACCGGUGGCGACGAACUUGAAUACUCUAUUGAAGAGUUCUUACACGGCAGCGCAAAACUGCAGGAACUCGUGGCCAGAUAUAAUGGUCAGUACCACGUCUUCAAUAAUAAACUGGAGGAGCGCUCUCAGGUCACUGAGCUUUUCCAGAAGAUUAGCGAGAUAGUCCAGAAGAACGGAGGAAGCCACUACACCAACGAGAUGUUCCAAGAGGCUGAGAGGGCUAUUGAAGAGGAGAAACAAUGCCUCUUGAGAAAGAAAGAAGAAGAAAUGCAAAAAGAAAUUGAAAAAAUGGAGAGAGAAAUGCAGGAAAGAUAUGAGAGAGAGAGAGAGGCGGAGAGAAAGAGGGAGAGCGAGGAGAGAGCGAGAGAGGAGAGAGAACUGGAGAUGAAGUUAAAGGAAAAAUUUGAUAGAGAGAGA
Molecule: messenger RNA, 875 nt
Organism: Pundamilia nyererei
Lineage: Eukaryota; Metazoa; Chordata; Actinopteri; Cichliformes; Cichlidae
Product: GTPase IMAP family member 4-like
Exons: 2
Molecular function (GO): GTP binding
Source: RefSeq, a predicted model, not a curated record